Molecule: messenger RNA, 2880 nt
Organism: Gavialis gangeticus (Gharial)
Lineage: Eukaryota; Metazoa; Chordata; Crocodylia; Gavialidae
Gene: SLITRK1
Product: SLIT and NTRK like family member 1
Exons: 1
Coding region: 788-2866 (692 amino acids)
Biological process (GO): axonogenesis; regulation of presynapse assembly; positive regulation of synapse assembly
Cellular component (GO): glutamatergic synapse; postsynaptic density membrane; GABA-ergic synapse
Molecular function (GO): protein binding
Source: RefSeq, a predicted model, not a curated record
GCAGGCAGAGAGAGAGGAGGAGAAGCAGAAGAAGGAACCGGAGGAGGAGAGAGACACGGGCAGCCCCCCAAAAACGCAGCGAUUGCAGAAAUUUUGCAGCGCCAUUGGUUCGGCAGCCGGGCUUGAGGCUGGGGCGUGAUUUCAGCACCAAGGGGGACUGGACAGCACCCAGAGGGGGACUCCCGGGCACCGAGCAGCGGCGGCGGCGGCAGCAGCAGGCAGGAGCCGGCUUUGCAACAGAGAAAGCAAGGUCAGUCCGAAGCAAAGCCAUACACACAGGCAGCUCUCCUCUACCACCGCUGCACUCUCUGCCUGCUUCUCCCUAACAUGCAGUGGCUGCUUCUAAUUACUAGCACUGUUCCUAUUCCGAUUAGCCGAGCCGGCCAGCAGAGAUCUACUUAGCUUUCCGGGAGGCUGGGGGGGAGGGAGUCGAGAAGGGGGGAUUUUUUUCCUUCCACUUUUUUUUCUGGCUUUUAAUUUUUAUUUUUUGUAUUAUUAUUAUUAUUUUUUUGGCGUGCCUUGCAGUACGUGCCUGGAUAGUUUGUGGAUAUAAUUAUUGACUGGAGUCUGUUGCAGUGUAUGCGGGGGGGGAGAGAGGGAUCGAGGAGAAAAAAGAGUCCCCCUCCCCCGACCCUGCCUACUCCCCCUUCCCACAAUUGCUCUCCCCCCCUUCUUGGUGGUGGCUCGGACAUCUCAUGCAUUGAAUGGACUGGAAUUGUUUUCGGUGUGAGGAGGAUGGUGGCUGUUACUUUGUGAUGAGCUCGGGAAUGAAUCGCUCGGUUUAAAAAUGCUGCUUUGGAUUCUGUUGCUGGAGACGUCUCUUUGUUUUGCUGCUGGAAACGUUACAGGGGACGUUUGCAAAGAGAAGAUCUGUUCCUGCAACGAGGUAGAGGGGGAUUUGCACGUAGACUGUGAGAAAAAGGGGUUUACCAGUCUGCAACAUUUCAGCGCCCCGACUUCCCAGUUUUACCAUUUAUUCCUGCAUGGAAAUUCCCUGACUCGGCUUUUCCCUAAUGAGUUCGCUAACUUUUACAAUGCAGUCAGUUUGCACAUGGAAAACAACGGCUUGCAUGAAAUCGUUCCUGGGGCUUUUCUCGGGCUGCAGCUGGUGAAGCGGUUGCACAUCAACAACAACAAGAUCAAGUCGUUCAGGAAGCAGACUUUCCUGGGGCUGGACGAUCUGGAAUAUCUCCAGGCAGAUUUCAAUCUCUUGCGGGAUAUUGACCCGGGAGCGUUUAGGGACUUAAACAAGCUGGAGGUGCUGAUUUUAAAUGACAACCUCAUCAGCACCUUGCCUCCCAACGUGUUCCAGUACGUGCCGAUCACUCACCUCGACCUCCGGGGAAACCGGCUUAAAACCUUGCCUUAUGAGGAGGUCCUGGAGCAGAUCCCAGGCAUUGCUGAAAUCCUGCUAGAGGACAACCCCUGGGACUGCACUUGUGAUCUGCUCUCCUUGAAGGAAUGGCUGGAAAACAUACCCAAAAACGCUUUGAUCGGCAGAGUCGUUUGCGAAGCUCCCACUAGGUUGCAGGGCAAGGAUUUAAAUGAGACCACAGAGCAGGAGCUGUGCAAAAAGAGCAGAGUAGAUUCUAGCCUCGCUGCUCCCCCUGCUGAAGAGGAAACCUGUGAUCCUGGUCCCAUUCCAACUCCCUUUAAAAUACAUGGCAAAGAAGAUCCUGCCACUCCAGGAGCUGCUCCAAACGGAGGUACAAAGAUCCCAGGCAACUGGCAGAUCAAGACCAGACCUACCGCGGCGGUGUCGACCAUUAGCGUCAAAAACAAGCUCCCGCCUAGCCUGCCCUGUCCUCAGAUCUGUAGCUGCGAUCAGAUCCCCGGCUCGGGCUUAAAGGUUAAUUGCAACGACAGGAACGUGAGCAGCCUGGUGGACCUGAAGCCCAAGCCGGCCAACGUGCAGGAGCUGUUUCUGCGGGACAAUAAAAUCCACACCAUCAGGAAGUCCCACUUUCUGGAUUAUCGGAAACUGAACCUGCUGGACCUGGGGAACAACAACAUCGCCACGGUGGAGAACAACACCUUCAAAAACCUGCUGGACCUCAGGUGGCUCUACAUGGAUAGCAACUACUUAGACACCCUGUCCCGGGAGAAAUUCGCCGGGCUCCAAAACCUGGAAUACCUGAACGUGGAGUUCAACGGCAUCCAGCUGAUCCUGCCUGGCACCUUCAACGCCAUGCCUAAGCUGAGGGUGCUCAUCCUCAACAACAACCUGCUGAGGUCCCUCCCCGUCGAUGUGUUUGCAGGGGUCUCCCUCUCCAAGCUGAGCAUCCACAACAACUAUUUCACGUACCUCCCGGUGGCGGGGGUGCUGGACCAGCUCACCUCCAUCACCCAGAUCGACCUGCACGGCAACCCGUGGGAGUGUACGUGCCCUAUUGUGCCUUUCAAACAGUGGGCCGAGAUGCUGCGCCCCAAGGUGAUCAUGAGCGACCUGAGGUGCGAGUCCCCGGAAGACUUCUUCAAGGAGGAUUUCGAGACCCUCUCCAACGACGUGAUCUGCCCGCAGCUCAAAGUCGCGCCCACGGUGGCUUCCACGAGCAAGAACAGCACCGGCUUGGCGGAGACGGGCACUCACUCCAACUCCUACCUGGAGACCAGCAGGGUCUCCAUUUCGGUGCUGGUCCCCGGACUCCUGCUGGUGUUUGUGACCUCUGCCUUCACAGUGGUUGGCAUGCUGGUCUUCAUCCUGAGGAACAGAAAGCGGUCCAAGCGGAGGGACGCCAACUCAUCCGCAUCCGAGAUCAAUUCCUUGCAGACAGUCUGCGACUCUUCUUACUGGCACAACGGCCCCUACACUGCAGACGGAGCCCAUAGAGUGUAUGACUGUGGUUCUCACUCCCUAUCAGACUAAGAGCUGGGGUCGCA